AUGCCUGAUUCUAAAAGUACUGAGAAAUUCAAUAAGACACCGAUGCUCCAAUCCAUAAACGAUAAGGCGAGUCGUUCUUCAUCUAGUCUAAAUAGUACACCCGGAACUAUAUCACCAUUAAACCCACAUAUAUUAAGAACAACAACGUCGAUGACACGGUUAAGAUCAUAUUCAAAUACCCCUUUACCAACAUCUAGAAAAACUAGCAUACCCAAUGACCUUCAACGAAAACCAUCUGGAAAACCUUUUCAACCUCAUCCUAAAGAUCCAUUAUACAUUACAAGUUUAGAAGCUGGACCUAGGAGCCGAUCUCACUCAAAUACUUCAAAUGAUACAGAUUUUACGAUUUCUGCCCAAUCCUCUUCUUCGAAUCCUAGUAGAAGAGGCUCAAUUGCAAAUAAUGUCCACGAAUUAGACAGCACAACUGUUAUGAAUCUACCGAAACUUUCGCUACAGAAGCAGGCUCAAGGAUCGAGCAUAGAGCUUCAAAAAACUGACACUAAUGAUUAUAAUAUAUCUCCUGGUUCAAUGUCGGCAGUCUCUAUGACACCUGAGAGAAGAUCGGUAACAACAACUUUUUAUAAUUCUCCUGUAAAUUCAUCAAAGACAAGUACAUCUUCAUUUCAAGAUGGAACUCCAACAUUACAUAUGGAUAACAGUCCUGAGGAUACCUAUGGAUCAAGUAGUAAUAUUAUUUCCAGACCUAUCCUAUCUAAUAGCAAAAUGCUAAGUAGCCAACGACUUUUUGAAAGACAAUAUAUUUUAAAUGAGAAAAAAUAUCUAGAAGGUAUGAAAAAAUUAAUCACUGAUGAUGAUUACUAUACAAGGACAAUAAACUUCCCGCCAAUUGAACUUGAUGAUGAGGAUAAUGAUUUUGAAAAGGACUCCCAGAGGGGCCACGAUGAAAUUAAUGAAAUAAUGGAUACUAGCAAUGACAGUUUUGUUAAUUCGAAAGAUUAUAAUAUUCUGGAAAGUAACAAGAAGAACAAGUCCAUCGAAAAUUUCCAAAUGGAGAAAGAUAUAAAUAUGAGAAUAUUCCAUGGUACUAACUCUAGUUCAAUUAGUCCAAGCUACCUUUUGCGAAAGUUGAAAUGGCUGAGUGACGUUUCACCAGAUAACACAUUUGUUAAGGAAAUUCUAAACGGAGUUCAGGAUGCAUCGAACAAUGGUAUUGGCCCAUCUGGGGAUGAACACAAUCUGUCUGAAACGAUCCAAAAACUAUUCCAACAAUCAAAUGUUGCCGAAAGAUUUGAAUGGCUUAUAAUGUUGACUAACGUUUUAAAAGGUGAUAUUGUCAGAAGUGAGAAGACCAAGCUAGCUAAAGAGAAAAAUGGCGUCAACACUAAUUACCAAUACGCCGACAAUAUCUGGCUAGAACUUCGAGCUUGGAUGAAUGGUCGUACAAAGGACGAACAAGAACGUUCACUAAAGGUAUUAAGAGAUAACUCAGAUGCAUUUUUCGAGGAAAUUAUGAAUUUCAAGGUAGCAGAAGGGGUUACAAGGACAGAAUCUGAGGUAAUUGUGGAUGAAAUAUUGAAAAAAUACUACAAGAUUAUUAACUUUUGGCCAAAUAUUAGGAAGUUAAAUAUUGACAAACCAAUUACUAAUACAAUUGCAUUCACUCAGAGAGUUGAUGCUUUAAUAAGUUGGCAAAACGCAAUAUGGAACUAUAAAAGUAAAAAAAAAUUACUAGAAGACUGGAUAGGUAUCCCAGAUCUAGCAAAACUAUUUGAUGAUGAACUCAAAUCAAAGAGAGCCCUAUUCACAGAACAAUUAAUUAAAGAAAGAGAUAUUGAAAGUAUCUUCCAAAAAAAGAUUUUUUUCCCUUUAGCUCCUGGGAUUCUUAAAGCAAAAAUAUUUUAUUUGAACAAUAAGGAAUUAAUUGAUGAAAUGAAACUAGUGUAUUCGAACAAGGAGUUAUCUUGUCUAUUAUUGUUUCCAAUAAAGUUAAUCAAAGAAAUUAUUAUAUUGCGAAUAGAAUAUGCAAAGAAGCUACAAAACCCUACAAUGAUGAUGGUUGACCAAAUGGUUGAUGACUUUACGGCGUAUAUUAGGUUAGCCGUUCAAUUAAAGGCUACCCUGAUGGACUAUUACUACGAUUGGCCUUUUGAGGUCAAAUUUGACAAAGGGUUUGAUAAAACUGUUGUGGAUGCCAUACAUUAUUUAUUUGUUUUGGUGCAACUUAAAAUUCUAGAUAAUUCUGAUAAAAUUUACAAAUCAUUCAGGGAACCAGAAGUAUUGUUGAAGUUUUGGGAAGAGCUGAAAAAUGUUGGCCCAUAUAUUGACGGUGCUGCUGUCGUAAUUGCCAAUGGUUUUGCUAAACUUACAUUACGUUUAUUACAAAGGUUGAAUUCUUAUUUAAAUUUUCAAGAAGAUGGCCCACUCAACACAGAAAUGAGUGGAGAUACCGAGAAAUGGCUUUCACAUACUUUAGAUAGUCUUGGCUCUAUGAAAAGGAAACUUAAUAGAUUUACAAAUUUGAUCACAAAAGCCUUUGAAAAUUCCGUUUCAUUUAAAGUUGACGAUUAUGAGAAAUUAUUGACAACAUUAGAAAAUUCAGGCCAUUUUCUAAUAUAUACUGGUGGUGAACUUGAAGAGAACGGUAUAUUCUUAAUUGGUAGUAGUGAGUUACUAGGUAUCGAGGAUGAAGAUUUAAUGAAAAUUCUUAAAAGUUCUGACAUAGGUAGUGAUCUUAUUCCGAAGUUGAAUAUUGAAAAUAGUUUAUCAAUCUACAACGCAUUGCAAGUGCAAAGAGAUCCAGAUAUUCCUCUAAGUAAGGAUAUAGAUGAUGAUGGUGUUCCCCGCCAUAAUAUAGGUGGCUUCUCAGAAAUCCUUUCCAAUUACCAAGAAGCUUCUAGAACGCAUAUGAAAACCCAUAAUAUAAAUAAGAUCAACAAAAGGAUUAAUAAAAAUUACACAACGUCUAAGAGAAACAAAACUCUACCUUUGAAUAGUUCUCCCGUCGAGGAUGCUGAGAGAGAAUUAUUUGAGUUAGAAAUUAGAUUACACACACUUGGUUAUGUACUAGUCCUAGUCCCAGAUCGUCCAGUUCUUUGGAAAGGUGAAUCGUACAAUUUAUCAAGUACUACUGCUAUCAGCUAUGAAGACUUUGUACAUAAUCAUCACGAAAUAAAUUCAAUAACGCUAAUUAACCAAGGCUCUUGUUAUGCAUUAGAAUACCAAUGCGAUAGAUUCAGACAGGUUGCAGAUGACUGUGUUUCGUUCCUGAACAGAAAAUGUAUGGUAGAGAAUGUUGAUGUUGCUCUAUCAAAAAUAGACAAGAUGCACUAUAGUUGUACAUAUAACAGUUUGGUGACUUAUCCAUACCUUAUUAAUAAGUUCAAGCCUAUUUGUAAUACCAAGGAUCUUUUAAAUGGUGUAUUCCUCUUUGUCAGAGACUUUUGUAAUGGUGUACUGUCGAACACUACUUACGGUAGUGAAAAAAAAUCUUUGAUUGUACUUUUGAUGGUAAAACUAAGUCUAAAUUGGCUUACCUAUUUAGUAGAAGACUGUGACCCUACAGAUCCGAAGACGUUCAGAUGGUGUGUGACAGCCAUGGAAUUUACAUUACAAAUGAUCAGUGGUCUGAAUAUUUUAACCUUAGAUGAAUCACAAUUUAAAUGUCUAAAACAAAAGAUUUCUGCCUGUAUGUCGUUAAUGAUAUCUCAUUUUGACGUCAUGGGUGCGAGAGCGAACGAGGUCGAGAAUAUCCAUCAACAAACCAGAGCAAAUAUUGAAAUUGUAGAUGAUUUCGAUGUAGAUGCCAUGCUAGAAGUAAAUUCCCAAUUACGAUUAAAAUCAAUCCAAGAACUAGAAAAGACUAUUGUUGUCAACCCACAUCAGAGAGGUAAAGUCCUGGACGACAAGGUGAAAACCGAUAAAUAUUUGACCUCUUUGGCUUCAUCUAUAUCUAAUGUGUCUAUUAGGUGGCAAAAACGUAAAUUCAUUGGUGGUGGUACAUUUGGUGCAGUAUUUUCUGCCGUAAAUCUUGAUAAUGGGGAUAUCUUAGCUGUCAAAGAAAUUAAAAUUCAAGAUAGUAAGACAAUGGAAAAGAUUUUCCCAUCAAUUAAAGAAGAGAUGAGUGUCCUCGAGAUGAUGAAUCAUCCCAACAUUAUUCAAUAUUAUGGUGUUGAAGUGCACAGAGACAAAGUGAAUAUUUUUAUGGAAUACUGUGAAGGUGGGUCUCUUGCCACACUUCUGGAACAUGGUAGAAUUGAAGAUGAAAUGGUGACACAAGUUUAUACUUUAGAAUUACUGGAAGGUCUUGCGUACCUUCAUGAAUCAGGAAUUGUUCAUAGAGAUAUUAAACCAGAGAAUAUAUUAUUGGACUUCAAUGGUAUUAUUAAGUAUGUUGACUUUGGAGCAGCAAGAAAAAUUAUUAGGAAUGGUACAAUUAGGAAAACUACAACACCUGUUGUGGAACAGAAGGAUUCUGAUGAAACCAGUAUUGAUAGUUCCGAUCCUUCAUCGAAACAUAAAAAUGCAGAAGAUAAUAUGCAAAAUAUGAUCGGUACACCAAUGUAUAUGGCACCAGAGGCUAUAACUGGAUCUAAAAAUCAUGGUAGGCUUGGUGCAGAUGACAUAUGGUCGUUAGGUUGUGUUGUUCUUGAAAUGAUUACUGGUAGACGUCCAUGGGCUAAUUUAGAUAAUGAAUGGGCAAUAAUGUAUCAUGUUGCUGCAGGGCAAAUCCCGCCAUCUCCUUCUACAGAUGAAGUUUCGGAAUCUGGGAUGGCAUUUUUGAAAAGAUGUUUGGUUCAAGACCCUGAUAAAAGAGCCACUGCGGUUGAAUUAUUAAUGGAUCCAUGGAUCGUUCAAAUUAGAAAUAUUGCAUUUGGUAAUGGCGAUCAUAAUAUGGCGUUAGAUGAUAAGAAUUAA
Maudiozyma saulgeensis is the source of this 4875-nucleotide messenger RNA. The record is from the annotation of a GenBank genome assembly. NCBI's taxonomy places the organism in Eukaryota, Fungi, Ascomycota, Saccharomycetes, Saccharomycetales, Saccharomycetaceae.